AUGAAGGCCCGGCGGUGCGGUUUUGCAGACAUUAAACGAAAGUUUCCCCGUGUGCUUGACAUCGGUGCAAACGCCUGCAAUAUUGCUCAAGCCCUCACAAGCUCGACUGAUGCCUCCGCUGAACCCUUACACACCCGCAUUUCCCACCUCACCUCCGCUGAUGUCUCGACAACUCUCCUCCACCGAGACCAGUAUCAUGAAUUCAACUCUCGCCUUCCGUCUCAUGAGCGCGUCGCUUUACCACUCCAAGACCAAACCAUCCCUUUCGCCUCGCAAUCUUUCGACGCCGCCCUUUCCUCCCUCAGCAUGCACUGGAUCAAUGACCUACCAGGCUAUCUGAAUCAAAUCGCUCGGAUCCUGAAACCUGAUUCGCCCUUUAUGGCUGCUAUGCUAGGUGGAGAUUCGCUCUUCGAGCUCCGCACAUCCCUCCAACUCUCCGAUCUCGAGCGCCGUGGCGGCGUCAGUACGCACGUUUCUCCCCUAGCAGACGUGCGAGACAUGGGCGGGUUGCUCACGCGAGCGGGAUUCAAAAUGCUGACAGUGGACGUCGACGACAUCAUUAUCGAAUAUCCGUCUACAUUUGCGUUGAUGAUGGAUCUACAGGCAAUGGGCGAGUCGAAUGCGGCACUGACGAGGGAGAUGGCGGGUUUGAGGAAAGAGGUGCUCUUGGCCAAUGACGCGAUCUAUAGGGAGUUGCACGCUGAGGGUAAGGAGGAAUUGCCGGCUACCUUCAGAAUCAUAUACAUCAUUGGAUGGACGCCUGGAGAGGGUCAGCCAGAGCCGGAAAAGAGAGGGAGUGGGCAGAUCAAUUUGGCGGAUGUGCUUGGAAAAGGAGGGUCUCCUGGAGAGGAGGGCAAAAUAUGA
Bacidia gigantensis is the source of this 864-nucleotide messenger RNA. RefSeq lists its product as uncharacterized. The coding region runs from base 1 to 864 and encodes 287 amino acids. The record is from RefSeq and is a predicted model, not a curated record. Lineage: Eukaryota; Fungi; Ascomycota; Lecanoromycetes; Lecanorales; Ramalinaceae. Gene Ontology annotation, molecular function: S-adenosylmethionine-dependent methyltransferase activity. Gene Ontology annotation, biological process: mitochondrial respiratory chain complex I assembly. Gene Ontology annotation, cellular component: mitochondrion. The transcript has 2 exons.